AGCAUCUUCUUCCUCUCUGUCAUUGCGAUUUCCGAGUGGUGGGUCUUCUAUUUCGGUCCCCAUUCGUGUCGGAAGCGCUAUUCGCACCGUUUCGAGCCUGCCUUUUGGGUCUGCGGGGGGUUUGUCUUCUCCGCCGUCCCUCUCAUCUCUCCCUGCGGAAGGAGGGCAACAAAGAUGGCGGCGAUGACGAGCGCGCUCAUAGCGAUCGCGGGAGUGGUGCUGGGUUGGAUCGCCAUCGAGAUCGCUUGCAAGCCUUGCCUCGAACGAGGCCGGGAAGCCAUCGACCGGUCCCUCAACCCCGAUUACGACCCCGACGACGACCGCGACGGCAAUGCUCGCGCCCCUCUGAUCGCUCCCGACCCUAGCCCCGACCCCCUGGAUUCGGAGCCGAAGACGCCCAUCGACGCCGCACCCGCCGUUCCUUCCAAGAUCGCGUGAUCCAUGCUCUCUUGCUCUUCUGGGUUUCGACGAUUCGUCCGAUCCGCGAUUGUUCUUCUGCUCCGAUUCGAUGUUCUCUCCGUUUUGCUGUGAUUUUUGUUGUCUGGGUUUGUAAUCUGUCCGCAAAUUGAAAGGAAGGGAAGGGGAUGGAAUAUGUGCAUUUUCAUUUUGAUUUCAGAUUUUGUGCUUUUUUUUUUUAAUUAUUGUUAAGAUGGUGAAAUUGUCAAAUGAAAAAGAAAGGGGCCAGUUAUAUAUGGGAUUUCUUAUACAGUAUUGUA
Molecule: messenger RNA, 716 nt
Organism: Eucalyptus grandis
Lineage: Eukaryota; Viridiplantae; Streptophyta; Magnoliopsida; Myrtales; Myrtaceae
Exons: 1
Coding region: 175-438 (87 amino acids)
Source: RefSeq, a predicted model, not a curated record